Messenger RNA from Nilaparvata lugens (brown planthopper), 3930 nucleotides. RefSeq lists its product as uncharacterized. Lineage: Eukaryota; Metazoa; Arthropoda; Insecta; Hemiptera; Delphacidae. The coding region runs from base 358 to 3144 and encodes 928 amino acids. The transcript has 2 exons. The record is from RefSeq and is a predicted model, not a curated record.
GCCCAAGUGCAAAACCUCGUAACCCUCAAUUUUUUUGAAAUUGAACUAAGCGCGCCAUUCUAUUUGUAGGUUAAUUAUCCAUCUUCUGGCAAAAUAUUGUAACCCACAAUUAUAUCCAAACAAAGUUAUCACCAUUUUUAUAAAACACGUAACCCACACGGUUAGAUGCAAAAGCUCGUAACCCACAAGCUCACUCUCUUCGUUGGGAUACGAGGUUACGCUCCUGUGUUUUUGGCGUUCUCGUCUCGUAUACCACAGCUGCAGCACGCACAAGCACACCACAUUUGAAAUCCGUUCCCGUUGUUUAUGCAAUGUUUCUUUGUGGAUAUAAAGAGUUAUCGUUAAUUUAAGCGUAAUAUGGAGAAGAAAAGAGCUGAAUUUGGGGCGUCAAGAGUAGAAAAAAUUGUAGCAUUAGCUAGAAUUAAAUCUUUAAAAGAUUCUGCAAGUGAGCUUCAUCAAGUUGUGAGAAGGAAGACAGCAUCCCAAUCUAGAGAUAGAGCCGGAUUUUCACAGAAGCCAAUCUACUCUUCACAGCAUUCCGUAAAUAAUGAUUCAAUUGAUAAUAUAAUUAUUGAAGAUUAUUUUGAUCAGGCUGAUACAGACCAAUUUGAUUUUGCUCUGAAUCUUCCCACUAUUAGUGAAGUAGGUUUUGAGAUGCCAACUACAGAGAAGGCGAUGGAUCUUAUACUAGUCCAGAGUGAAUUAGAAGUGAAAUCUACAGUCGAAAUGAUGGUGCAUGUACCUGAUGAGAUCGAAAUAUUAGGUGUAUCAACUGAAGACAAGGCGAUUGAGAAUGUACCAGAUGAAAAUGAAUUAGAACUAUUAACCACAGAUGAAACAAUGGCCCAUAUACAAGUACAGUCAGGUUUUGAGGUGCCAACUACAGACAAGGCAAUGGAUCUUAAAUUAGUCCAGGGUGAAUUAGAAGUGAAAUCUACAGGCGAAAUGAUGGCACAUGUACCAGAUGAGAUUGAAAUAUUAGGUGUACCAACUGUAGACAAGAGAAUUGAGAAUGUAUCAGAUGAAAAUGAAUUAAAACAAACAACCACAGACAAGACAAUGGUUCAGAGUGAAUUGGAAGAUACAUCUACAGUCAAUAUGAUGGCACUUAUACCUAAUGAGAUUGAAAUGUUAGGUGUAUCAACUAUAGACAAGACAAUUGAUGACGUAACAGAUGAAAAUGAAUUAGUCGACAUGAUGGCAUAUGUAUCAGAUGAGAUUGAAAUAUUAGAUGUAUCAACUGUAGACAAGACAAUUGAGAUUGUUUCAGAUGAAAAUGAAUUAGAACAAACAACCACAGACAAGACAAUGGUUCAGAGUGAAUUAGAAGAAUCUGCAGACCAGACAAUGGAGCAAGAGGGUUUUUUAUCUGAUAAAGGCUCAACUGAGAAUUCUGAUGAUGAUUUUAAUGUUGAAUUAUCAAAAAGAAAGAGAAAUGAGGGUUCUAAGAGACUGCUGAAUAAAAAAUUGAGAAUGAAAGGAGAAGCUUACAUUGGUUUUCAAAAAUGUAAGGAGUCCAAAAAAAAUGUCCAGACUGCACCCAAGAAAGAAAGAAAACUUGGAGAAAACUGUUCUUCAGCGUUUUGUGCUAAAACACGAAUGUGUAAUAAAAUUACCAAUGAAGAAAGGUCAAACUUAUUUCAUAAGUUUUGGAAGGAAUUGAGUUGGGACCAGAGGAAAAUUUAUGUGGCAAAUAAUGUUUCAAUGUCCACACCAAAACGAAGAUACACUGACAAUCCAGAAUCAAGAAGAAACGUUUCAGUAAUAUAUCACAUAACUACAAAUAAUAUAAGGUAUCAAGUCUGCAAGAAAAUGUUUUUAUCCACAUUUGGUUUAGGAGAGAGCCAGGUUCAGAACUGGGUUAGAACACAGUCAGAAGGAAUGAGUAAGUGUCAGGAAGUUUUAAAUGAAUCUCGCUGUACAAUAAAUAGGAAUGAAACCAAUUUGAAACAUUUAAAUAUGUUUUUUAGUAGAUUGAAUAAACUGCCAUCACAUUAUUGUCGAAAAGACACAUCAAAGAUGUACUUGGAUCAGUCUGUAAGAUCUAUGGUAGAUUUGUACAAAGAAUACUGUAAAUACUGUUUGGAAUUGAAUGUAAAAACUCUAUCAAGAACAACAUUUGAUAAAGUUUUCAGAGAAAAUAAUCUAGCACUUUACCAGCCAAAAAAAGACAAAUGCGACACAUGCACACGAUUUGAAGUAAGUUGUUUAAGUGAAGUUGAUUACAAACUACAUAUUGAGAAGAAAGAUAGAGCAAGAAAAGAGAAGGAGAUAGAAAAGCUCAAUGCUAAGGAUGGAAAGUGUACAUUAUUAAUGAUGGAUGUUCAAGCAGCUAAAGUCAGUCCAUGCUUAAAAAAUAGUUCAUUCUAUUAUAAAACUAAAUUGACAUGCCAUAAUUUUACAGUUAUGAAUGUAGUAUCAAAACACGUAAUGUGCUAUUGGUUCUGUGAAAUUGAUACAGAUUUGUCUGCAUCGACUUAUGCAUCACUUCUUUCGCAUUACAUAAUGCAGUACUGUCCUGAUGACAAACGAAUUGUUAUAUUCAGCGAUGGAUGUACCGCACAGAAUCGCAAUUCAAUUCUUGCUAAUGCUCUGCUCUCUAUGAGUUGGACGAAGAACAUAAUAAUUGAACAGAAAUAUUUAGAAAGAGGUCACACUCAAAUGGAGUGCGACUCGGUCCAUGCGAAUAUUGAACAAAAAUUGAAGGACAGUGACAUCUAUUUACCAAGUGAUUACUUGAAGGCAACGUUGGAAGCAAGGAAGAACCCAUUCCCGUAUGAAGCUCGUUGGGUAGAAUACAAUGAGUUCAAUGAUUAUUCAAGAAAGGAAUCUCAAGUUUACAACAGCAUCAGACCAGGAAUGAAUUUUAAUGUAACAGAUAUACGAGCACUUCAAUAUAGCAAAGGAAAAAUAAUGUACAAAGUUAGUUUUGAUUCCGACUGGUUAGUAUUACCGCAGCGUCAACUUCGAGACCCAACCACUGACUGGCCUAAACUUCAUGAAAAUAAGAAAAGAAUCAAGUAUGAAAAGUGGAACCACCUUCAAGAAUUAAAAGAAUUCAUUCCUACUCAUUGCCGUCAGUUUUAUGUAGAUAUACCCCAUGAAUGUAAACAAGGAAAUAAAGGUAGGAAAGGUAGUAAAUAAACAAGGAAAAAGUCCUGAAGAUGAGGAGGAUUAUUGAAAUUAUAAAACUUAAAAUUGUACUUAAGUCUAGUGUAAUAUCAAUAAAUUGAAAUAAAAUGUAUGUUAACAUCAUAUAAGAUUUAUUACCCAUUGUUUUCUUACUCUUAUACAAAAUAGUUUUAUAUUUCUAUUGUAAUAGAUAAUAUUAUUUUUAUUGCACACAAGAGGCAUUGAUAUCACCAGAUUAGGCUUGUUUCACACAUACAUGGACUCGGCCUGAUCUAAGUUGGAUCGGUCAGUUCUUCUGCUUAGAUACACAAAUAACCUAGAUGCCUAUAGGUGCUAUGAAUAACUGAAUAAUGGUACCGUAUCCAGACUAUCUACAUUUUAUAUAUUACAUAACUAUGCAAAUAACUGACCGACUCAGUUUAGAUCAGGCUGAAAACUUGUUUGCUAUGUGUGAUACUAGCCUUUUCGCUUGGACACGUUAACUGUCGGUCCCGGCUGACUAAAAACAUUCUUUAAGUCAUUUCAGAGGCCCUGAAAUUGAUCAGGUGCCAGUCAGCCAGUUUACACGAAUAUUAUUUUUUAUCACUGAUCAAAGUGAGAAGGAGAGAUGCGAUUUUUUUAUUAUGUAAAAUAUAAUAUAGAUCAUGUGACCACAUAGAUAUACUAUAAAAGAUAUUCUAUAAAAAUCAUACCUCUCUUUUCUGCUUUGGUCAAUAAGAGGCUAGAAGCCUUAAUAUUUUUCACUAUGUUGCAGUAAAAAGCAUAACCUCGUAACCCAAGUAAAAAAAAAAAAAAAAA